AUGAAUAAACGAACACCUUGGACGCAAUCAUCCAUAUUAUCAGACCGUAUCAAGCCGCAAAAUACUCCGUCCAGUACACCCAAGAAUAGAGGGAAAGCGAGGGAAGGAGCAGCCCAACAGCCUCCGAAGAGCGUAGCAGUACGUUCAAUCGAAACGACCAUCAAGAAACUGCAAAUUGAGCCCGGAGAUCAGAAGGACCCUAAAGGAGGCUGUUUCUGCCUGGCACAAACACAUGAACCGUCACCGUAUCAUCCGAUUUGCUCAAGUUGCGGGCUAAUUCUUUGUUUGCUCAACAAACCAUAUUACGCAUGUCCCCAUUGCUCAGCGGUCUUGUUGUCACCUACCACUAAGGAAAUCUUAUUGUCCCGUUUACAAGUCGAGCUCUCUGACACGAUCGCAAAGGAAGAAGAGGAAGCAGAACGUGCAAGGGACGAUGCUCGCCAAGCAGCUGGAGCAUUCCCUUCACUUAGUGGAGGAGAUGCAUCUUCACAGGCACAACAGAACAGGGCCGCCCAAUCACAUAAAGUGCUUUCAUUGAAUUCAAAGACAAAGCGUGUAACAGUGGCAUCUUACGGAUCCUCGCCUACGCUCGUUUCUAAUUCCAACUCGAAUCGUCUAGAGACGCGCAAGGAGGAAUCACCAGAACGAGUACCACCACCAUCAGUGGAUAUUGCAGUAGCUCGUGGACGGUCGGAUGUAGGUCGUCCUUGGAUGGAUACACGAGGUGACGGCUUCGUCCGCACGCUGACUUACGUGCGUGAUCCACGGAUUGACCGGGAGCAACUAAAGGAGGAUAGGAAAGCUAGAAAGCUGAAGAAGAAACGGGAUGCAAUAAACUCUGCUGAGGAUGACAAUGGCGAGACUGCAGGUGACGGGGGCAUUGCAGGUUCUUGAACGAGGCUGUCGGUCCCCUAAC
Molecule: messenger RNA, 916 nt
Organism: Fomitiporia mediterranea MF3/22
Lineage: Eukaryota; Fungi; Basidiomycota; Agaricomycetes; Hymenochaetales; Hymenochaetaceae
Exons: 2
Coding region: 1-894 (297 amino acids)
Biological process (GO): regulation of DNA-templated transcription
Cellular component (GO): nucleus
Molecular function (GO): zinc ion binding
Source: RefSeq, a predicted model, not a curated record